Messenger RNA from Zymoseptoria tritici IPO323, 2199 nucleotides. RefSeq names its product 5-aminolevulinate synthase (gene ALS1). Bases 70 to 1944 code for a protein of 624 amino acids. Gene Ontology annotation, molecular function: 5-aminolevulinate synthase activity; pyridoxal phosphate binding. The transcript has a single exon. The record is from RefSeq and is a predicted model, not a curated record. Gene Ontology annotation, biological process: heme biosynthetic process. Gene Ontology annotation, cellular component: mitochondrion. Lineage: Eukaryota; Fungi; Ascomycota; Dothideomycetes; Mycosphaerellales; Mycosphaerellaceae.
CAUUGUUCUGUCAUUGAACAUCGAACACACCUCGACCACUGCCUCCUCCUCGUGAACAACACCACCACCAUGGAAGUCCUCCUCCGCCAGUCGCGAGCCAUGUGCCCGUUUCUGAACAAGACCUCGCCCGCCACCCUGCGUUCGCUCUCCAACAGCUCGAGCGUCUACCAGGCCGCUCCGGGCGGCGGCGCCAUGUCAAACCUGCAGAUCACCGCUCGCCGCUGCCCCGUCAUGGGCAAGGCUUUGUCGGUGCAAUCCGCCCGCAACGUCAACACCGCCCUCUCCGGCGUCUUCGGCGGCCAGCGAGCCUACCACGCCAAAGUGCCUCGUGCGAAAUUGCACACCUCUUCUUCCAAGGAGGCUCAGGCUGUCGAGAUCCCACGCUCCGAGCGUCGUCAGCACGCACCAUUCGCUCGCCCUGCGUCCGCCGCCACCAGCGCUUCCGCCUCUGCCGAUCAGACUUUGGCAAGCCCACCACCGCCACCAACGGCCGCUCGAUUCGACUAUGAGGGAUUCUACCACAAUGAGCUGGACAAGAAGCACAAGGACAAGUCGUACCGCUACUUCAACAACAUCAAUCGUCUCGCGCAGGAAUUUCCUCGCGCGCACAUGGGUGCGAGAAACGAGCGUGUGGACGUGUGGUGCUCGAACGACUACCUCGGAAUGGGACGCAACCCGCAGGUUUUGAACAAGAUGCACGAGACUUUGGACAUGUACGGAUCAGGCGCGGGAGGCACUCGUAACAUUUCCGGGCACAACCAGCACGCCGUAGGCCUCGAGGCGACCUGCGCGAAACUGCACGCCAAAGAGGCAGCACUCGUCUUCUCCUCCUGCUACGUCGCCAACGAUGCUACGCUCGCAACUCUCGGCUCCAAACUCCCCAACUGCGUCAUCCUUUCCGACAGCAUGAACCACGCCUCCAUGAUUCAAGGAAUCCGCCACUCGGGGGCGAAGAAAGUCGUCUUCAAACACAACGACGUAGUCGAUCUCGAGAACAAACUCGCCGCCAUUCCCUCCGACGUCCCCAAAAUCAUCGCCUUUGAAUCCGUCUACUCCAUGUGCGGCUCCAUCGGACCCAUCGCCGAAAUCUGCGACCUCGCCGAGAAGUACGGCGCCAUCACCUUUCUCGACGAAGUCCAUGCCGUCGGCAUGUACGGUCCAUCCGGCGCCGGCGUGGCUGAACACCUCGACUACGAGACCUACGCCAACGGCGAGUCUCCGCUCGGAACCGUCCAGGACCGCAUUGACAUCAUCACCGGCACCCUCGGCAAAGCUUACGGCUGUGUGGGAGGCUACAUUGCGGGCUCCUCCAAAAUGGUCGACACCAUCCGCUCCCUCGCUCCAGGCUUCAUCUUCACCACCUCCCUCCCGCCCGCCACUAUGGCCGGCGCGCAGACUGCCAUUGAAUACCAAAUGGCAUUCCAGGGCGACCGCCGCUUGCAGCAACUCCACACCCGCGCCGUCAAGUCCGCCUUGAACGAACUCGAUAUCCCCGUUAUGCCCAACCCCUCCCACAUCAUCCCCGUGCUAGUCGGUAAUGCGGAAGUCGCCAAGAAAGCUUCCGACUUGCUCCUUGAAAAACACAACAUCUACGUCCAAGCGAUCAACUACCCUACCGUUCCUGUCGGACAAGAACGGCUCCGUAUCACGCCCACCCCUGGACACGUCAAGGAGUUCAGAGAACACCUCGUGCAAGCGCUGGACUCCGUGUGGACGGAGUUGGGCAUCAAUCGCACGAGUGACUGGAAGGCGCAAGGCGGGUUUUGUGGAGUUGGGGUCGAAGGGGCGGAGGUCGUGGAGCCGCUUUGGACGGAUAAGCAGUUGGGCGUGGAGGAUGUGGCGAGGCAGCUGGGUAGUGGAGCCGGAUUGACGAAUGUUCUGGAGGGGUUGCUUGAGAAGGAGAGUCAGGAGGUUAGGAGGGUUGCUGUUGCUGCGGCGGCUUAGAGAAGUAGGCUCUCCGAGGCGCGCGCACGAACCUUUUUGGAAUGUGGUUUGAUGAUUUCAGGGUAUGAUGUGGAGGAUGACGAGAUGAGCUGAUGGGGAGACAGACAGACACAUUCAUUUCAAUGAAAGAUUUGCGAUGUGGGAACUCUUCGACGCUAAUUCCGGUCUCUCUUUCUGCAUCUUUCCUCGAAAGAGGCAAGGGUGCAAAGGAGAGCUGGACGGAGUGGAGAAGAGUUCUCUUCCGCAAUUGACGCA